AGAGGCCUCUUGCGUCACAAAGUGGCCCGACGGCGUUCUGCCUGCGUUUUGGUGAAGCCCGAAGAGGACUAGGACGCUGCAGGCAUGUUUAAUCCGCACGCGUUGGACUCUCCCGCUGUGAUUUUUGACAACGGCUCCGGGCUCUGCAAAGCAGGCCUCUCUGGAGAGAUCGGGCCCCGCCACGUCAUCAGCUCCGUGGUGGGGUACCCCAAGUUCAAGGUGCCCUCGGCGGGGGCCAGCCAGAAGAAGUACUUUGUGGGGGAAGAGGCCGUGCACAAGCGGGAGGUCCUGCAGCUGCGCUACCCCAUCGAGCGGGGCCUGGUCACCGGCUGGGAGGAUGUGGAGAGGCUCUGCAAACACCUGUUUGAGUGGGAGCUGGGGGUGAAGGCCAGCGACCGGCCGGUGCUCAUGACGGAGCCCUCCCUGAACCCCAGGGAGGCCCGGGAGAAGAUGGCCACGAUGAUGUUUGAGAACUUCAACGUGCCGGCCUUCUACCUGUCAGACCAGGCCGUGCUGGCCCUCUACGCCUCUGCCUGCGUCACGGGCCUGGUGGUGGACAGCGGGGACGGGGUCACUUGCACCGUCCCCAUCUUCGAAGGGUACUCCCUGCCUCACGCGGUCACCAAGCUCUACGUGGCGGGAAGGGACAUCACGGAGCACCUCACGCGGCUGCUGCUGGCAAGCGGGCAGUCCUUCCCGUGCGUGCUGGACAAGGCCCUGGUGGACGACAUCAAGGAGAAGCUGUGCUACGUGGCCCUGGAGCCCGAGAAGGAGCUGUCGCGGAGGUCGGAGGAGGUCCUCAGAGAGUACAAGCUGCCGGACGGGAACGUCGUCUACGUCGGGGACCAGCUGCACCAGGCCCCCGAGGCCCUGUUCACACCCGAGCAGCUGGGCGUCCAGAACCCGGGCCUCUCAAAGAUGGUCUCCUGCAGCAUCACCAAGUGUGAUGCGGACAUCCAGAAGACCCUUUUUGGGGAGAUCGUGCUGUCCGGGGGCACCACUCUGUUCCAGGGCCUCGACGACCGUCUUCUGAGGGAGCUGGAGCAGCUCGCUUCCAAAGGGACCCCCAUCAAGAUCACGGCCCCCCCGGACAGGUGGUUCUCCACGUGGAUCGGGGCCUCCAUCGUCACCUCCCUGAGCAGCUUCAAGCAGAUGUGGGUCACCUCCGCCGAUUUCAAAGAGUUCGGGGCAUCCGUGGUUCAGAGAAGGUGCUUCUGAGGGGCUGAGGGCAAGGGGUGGGUGUGGGUAGUGAGCUC
Lontra canadensis (Northern American river otter) is the source of this 1256-nucleotide messenger RNA. RefSeq names its product actin related protein T2 (gene ACTRT2). The coding region runs from base 85 to 1218 and encodes 377 amino acids. NCBI's taxonomy places the organism in Eukaryota, Metazoa, Chordata, Mammalia, Carnivora, Mustelidae. The transcript has a single exon. The record is from RefSeq and is a predicted model, not a curated record.